AUGGUCAUGUUUUGUGUGCGGUCAGUUUCUUUCUCGGUACUUCUUAAUGGGAGUCCAUUGACGGAUUUUAGGUCAGUUAGGGGUUUGCGUCAGGUAGAUCCGCUAUUGCCUUAUCAGUUCAUUCUAUGCUUGGAAGUGCACUCAAAACUUAUUGAUAGGGAGCAAGUGCCUGGUCACAUCUACGGAGUCCGAAUUGCCUCUUCAGCCAUCCCUAUUAACCAUCUUAUGUUUGCGGAUGACACUUUUCUAUUUUGCAAGGGUAGCUUGAAUGAAGUUGAAGCUUUGAUGAGAUGUGUUGCGGAGUAUGAAGCUUGGUUGGGUCAACGUGUGAGAAGAACCGUGGGGCCAAUUUCACGUUCCUAUGAGAUAAGGUUUGCUGCCGGCUUGAGGGAUGGAAGGCCCGAUUGCUAUCUUGGAGUGGGAAGAGGCCAAGACAAAGGGCGUUAUUUUGUGUGGAAGGAUUGGAAUUUGCCGUGUAAACCAAAAGCGUUGAGAGGACUCGGGUUUCAGAAGUUUAGUGACUUUAAUCUAGCCCUCCUUUCCAAACUAGCGUGGAAUUUGCUUUUUGGAAAGUCCGGUGUGUGUAAUGACAUACUUAAGCAGAAGUAUCUAAAAGAGGUCUCCUUGUGGGAUGUUGAGGCAAAGGGAUCAGACUCUUUUGUUGGGCAUGGGAUCCUCGACGUGAAAAAUUUGGUAGUGAAAGGUGGCUUUUAUUUGGUUGGUGAUGGCUCUCAUCUAUUGAAAUUUGGUCAAGACCUUGGAUUCCUUCCUUGGAAUCAGGCCUUCCUAGAGAAGCUUUCAAUCCAAGCCCUUCCUCUGUUGCGUUUCUCCCUUUAG
This is a messenger RNA of Morus notabilis, 837 nucleotides long. RefSeq lists its product as uncharacterized. The coding region runs from base 1 to 837 and encodes 278 amino acids. Lineage: Eukaryota; Viridiplantae; Streptophyta; Magnoliopsida; Rosales; Moraceae. The record is from RefSeq and is a predicted model, not a curated record. The transcript is spliced from 3 exons.